GAUCGAAAGAGGUCCCGGGCCUUCCUUACCCUGCCGUUGCAAGGCAAGCGGGCUCCCUUCUUCCUCCCUCUCCCCCGCCCUCCUGGCGCUCAAACAGUAGCAGGUUGCAAGAGCCGCAGGAGGCAAGGAGGAAGCGGUGGGGAGUUGCCCAGAGAGAGCUUGCCUCCCGGGCGUUGUCGUGCGUGGCCAUUGGCAGCAAAUAGCCGGAGGAGGCAGACGUACAAGGCGGCUGCCAAGAAGUGGAGGCCGAGACCCCAUCAGGACCCCCAUUUCGCACUCCGCAUUUUGCCGGCCGCCGCUGGCCUCGCAGCCUGUGUCCGGCCGCACUGGAGGAGGUUGAGGACUCAGGGGGCACUUCCAGCCCCAGAACCCUCCUUGACCCCAACGACCCCUGGGACGUCCCACCCCCGACCCCGGGCAUGGGCGCCAGCCCCGAGGCCCCCGCGAGCCCCUUGGAGGGCGAGACCCCGGCCCCCCGACCCAAAGCCCCGGGGCGGAGGAAGCACCGGCGGCGGCCGUCGAAGCAGAAGCGGCCCCGGCGCCCCUACCUGCAGCUGAGCUGGGCCGAGAAGCAGCAGCGGGACGAACGCCAGAGCCAGCGGGCCUCCCGCCUGCGGGCGCAGAUGUUCGCCAAGGGCCAGCCGGCGGCCCCCUGCAACACCACCCAGUUCCUCAUGGACGACCACGACCAGGAGGAGCCCGACCUGGGCGCCCCGCCGGGGCCGCCCCGGCCGGGCCCGGGCGUCGAGGAGGCCGAGGCGGGCGACAGCGACGGGGGGCGGGCGCAGGGCGAGUUCCUGCAGAGGGACUUCUCGGAGACCUACGAGAGGUACCAGGCGGAGAGCCUGCAGAACAUGAGCAAGCAGGACCUCAUCCGCGAGUACCUGGAGCUGGAGAAGCGGCUGUCGCGGGCCGAGGAGGAGAAGCGGAGGCUGCGGCGGCGCCGGGCCCGGGAGCUGGAGGCCCAGGUCCGGGGGCUGCGGGCCCAGAACCGGCGGCUCCGGGAGGAGAAGGAGGCCCGGGGCCGAGAGGCCGGGGGGCCUGGGGAUGAGGGGGCCGGCUCCUAGGGAUCCCCCUCUCUCCCACCCCGCAGCAGUGAGAGGAGCUGAAGCCUCGAGCGUGUGGGUAUCCAUCCCGCCUUCAGCCCCACACCACUCACAUUCAUAUCCUUUUAUUUAUUCACAGUAACGUCGGGCUCCCCCUCUAGACUGGAAGCUCCUUGUGGGCAGGGAACAUGUUUACCCACUCUGUUGUAUGUG
This is a messenger RNA of Ornithorhynchus anatinus (platypus), 1259 nucleotides long. It is a transcript of the gene HEXIM2, whose product is annotated as HEXIM P-TEFb complex subunit 2. NCBI's taxonomy places the organism in Eukaryota, Metazoa, Chordata, Mammalia, Monotremata, Ornithorhynchidae. Gene Ontology annotation, molecular function: 7SK snRNA binding; cyclin-dependent protein serine/threonine kinase inhibitor activity. Gene Ontology annotation, cellular component: nucleoplasm; cytoplasm; nucleus. Gene Ontology annotation, biological process: negative regulation of transcription by RNA polymerase II; negative regulation of cyclin-dependent protein serine/threonine kinase activity. The record is from RefSeq and is a predicted model, not a curated record.